AUCAAUAAGUGGAUCAAUACGAUUCGCUACAAUAGCGAAUUAUAUGGAUGGCAGGAUCGCACGAUGCUUUUAUAUGCAGGCAGUCGGUUGACUGGAGCAGCAAGCGAAUGGUACAAUGGCUUCCGUAACACUUUGAAGACAUUCGACGAAUUCGCUGACACAAUUAAAAAGGCUUUUCCUGAUCGCUGUAACGAAGCCGUUAUUCAUAGCCAAUUAGCAUCGGUCUACAAGAAAAUUUCUGAGUCGUACACAAGCUAUGUAUACCGAGUAAAUGCGCUGGGAAUGUCAGGCCACGUGAGUGAGGAGGCUAUCAUAACUUAUGUCAUCAGAGGACUUUCUCGUGACCCUCUCUAUGAUAGCCUUGUGACCAAGGAUUACCGCGAUAUUUACGACCUGAUUGACAACAUUAAGCGAUAUGAAUCCCAUCUUCUGUUGCGCAAAAACCCAGAACGCCGCAGCCCAUCUCACAUCAACACCAUUUCCCCGAGACCGAUUCCACCAAGACAAACGACGACAGAACCUCUUCGAUGUUAUAACUGCUCGAAUCAUGGACAUCAUUCAUCGCAAUGCACACAACCUCGCCGAGCUCCGGGUUCCUGUUUCCGAUGUGGUAGCACAUCACAUGUCAUUCGCAACUGUCCUGUCCCAGAUAGACGUCAACUAACGGUUGCUGCGGUACAGGGCAACGACAAUGAAACAGCGCAUCUAGAUUCUGGGGAAAAUGGAAACUUCGUUCAACUUGAGGCCUAUCAGGAGCUCUAAAAGCUUCAUAAAUGAAGCCAUUGUUCCGGUUACAAAACUAAGCGCUCCCCAACCAAGUGGAUUUCGAGGAAUAGGAAAUGUGAAUUUACAAACUCUUGGAACAGUACAGCUAAAACUUAGUUUUCGU
Messenger RNA from Anopheles merus, 889 nucleotides. RefSeq lists its product as uncharacterized. Gene Ontology annotation, biological process: positive regulation of cytoplasmic translation. NCBI's taxonomy places the organism in Eukaryota, Metazoa, Arthropoda, Insecta, Diptera, Culicidae. The transcript has 2 exons. The record is from RefSeq and is a predicted model, not a curated record. Gene Ontology annotation, molecular function: single-stranded RNA binding; zinc ion binding; mRNA binding. The coding region runs from base 64 to 762 and encodes 232 amino acids. Gene Ontology annotation, cellular component: cytoplasm.